Messenger RNA from Daldinia caldariorum, 2253 nucleotides. RefSeq lists its product as uncharacterized. The transcript is spliced from 2 exons. The record is from RefSeq and is a predicted model, not a curated record. Lineage: Eukaryota; Fungi; Ascomycota; Sordariomycetes; Xylariales; Hypoxylaceae. Bases 301 to 1776 code for a protein of 491 amino acids. Gene Ontology annotation, biological process: ubiquitin-dependent protein catabolic process. Gene Ontology annotation, cellular component: COP9 signalosome.
UAACAGUAAAUCGUACAUGUCCUUUCUCUCAUUUCUGCCCCACCAAAGACAAGGCAGCUGCUAGCUUUCCCGUUGAAGCUCUCUUUUGUCCCACCCCCACGUCAACUAAAGACUUCGUCCUCUCCAAGACUUAACAACCAACAAGUACAAAUAUGAAAUUCUGAUCAAUCGCAACACAAAAUAAUAAAACACAUUUCAGACUUCGGCGAUACCCAGCAUCUAGUAAGAAUAAAAGGAAUACGAUCCGUGUUAUAGUGUUAUCGUGCUAUCGUUUCACUCGCCUUGAGCGUCCCAUCAACUAUGGAUCAACUCGCGGCGACGCUCUUGGCAUUCCCAGAAUCCAACAAUGUCGAUUACAGCCUUGUCGACAAUCCCACUUUCGACGCCAACUCGAAGCAACAUGUUAGCAGACUCUCAAAGCUACUCAAGGAUCAAACUGCCUUACUGGUUAUCCACGGCCAUGAACUUAUCAACCUACUUGACCCAGCCAUAAAUACCUUAUCAUAUAUCGCAGUUCUUCAUACCCUCCUUCUACCUAGUCCAGCUUCGUCUAUCCCUUACGAUAUUCUUCUGAACAAAUUCGUGCACUUCUUAUGCGUCUUUGAUGCGCGCCAAGCACGAUAUGCCAAAGGCCACCUGUAUGACAUUUUACUUGCUGCUGGAAAUGGCCAAUAUCUACCUCCCUCCGUGGCAGUCCGUGCCCUUGCAACAGCUAUCCUGCGACUCGACCCGACCGGAAGUAUCCUUACCAUGUCCCACCUGAACCUUGCCAAACUCGCCUACAAGACCGAUAACAUCGAGCCGGCCCUCCCAGUACUCGACAAGAAUAUCAUAUACUUCCCCGGCAUGGCCAGCUAUGGCGAGCCUAAAUUCCUUUGCGACUUAUCUCUACCACCUCCAGCUUACCUCUCCCGAGAAACAGGACUUGCUACCCAAUUGAAACCCAAUCUGAUCUUGGAAUACGAUAUAUUCCGCGGCAUGUCCUAUUGUACCUUGAGAGAUUGGGCGAAAGCCUACGACGCUUUCGUAAGAGUCAUCACAUAUCCUGCGCGCGAGGGGAGCGCAAGCAAGAUUAUGGUGGAGGCUUAUAAGAAGUGGGUGCUGGUCAGCUUGCUCUCCACGGGCAAGCUCUCGGAGCUCCCGUCGUACACGGGGGCAGCAGCGAGCAAGAUGUAUGGAAAUCUCGGAAAGUCGUAUACGGCGCUCGCAGUGCUAUUUACAGCCGACAACGCCGAAGCACUGAAGGCCGAGGUUGACAAGAACGCGCAGACGUGGACGGAAGAUGGAAAUACCGGGCUGGUCCAGGAAGUCCUCGCGGCGUAUCAGAAGUGGCAGGUUCUGGGACUGGAGCAGAUCUACUCCAAGAUCUCGCUCGCCGAGAUCCGCGAACAGACCACGAGCGCCGAGACGGGACAGGCGCUCCAGAAGGACGAGGACGUGGAGACGCUGGUCCAGAACAUGAUAAUAUCCGGCAUGCUGAACGGGGUCAUCGAGAAGAAUGACGACGGCACGGCUUUCCUUACAUUCCUAUCCCCGUCCGCGCAACUUUCCGAGAAGGAAUUCGCCAAGGAGCUUGCCGGCACGGCGGCCCGCCUUAAGCAGCUGCAGCCCAUCUUCAAGACGACCAAGGAGCGCCUGGGCACUAGCAAGGAGUAUAUUAAGCACCUAGCCAAGGAGAAGAGCAGGGCCGACAAGAGCGAACCCGACCCGACGCUCCUGUUCGACGCCCACGUCGACGAUGAAGACCUGAUGGGCGGCAUAGUCGCUACCGGCUGAGCGGAGGCCAAAAUGCUGCUUAUCACUCACUACCCCAUUCUACCGGUCUUCCCGAACUAGAAUCCGGAUAUCUAGAUACUUAACGAAGCGUCGGCAUGUUUAAGGCUGAAAUCUUCAUUCAAGCAAGCUUUGGACAGGUUGGAGGGAGGGGUCGCUGAAAACUAGAUUUAGGGAGGUGCCGAGAAAAAAGAAAAAGAACAAAUACAAAACAACCAGACAUGUCAUGAUUGUACGUUCUUAUGCGGCGGCGUUUAGAGGUCUGGCAUUUUCCAUCUGCAGGCAAAGCGGUGCCCUUCUCCCCCCCCUUCACCCACGGAUAUAUGGCUUAGAAUGCCAUUUAGCUUAGCUAGAGAGAUAGUGACGACAGGGUGAGAAAUCUGAAGAUUUCUCUCUCUUUUUAUCUCACUCGCAGUGUGUUAGAUAGAGACCCUAGCAGAUGAGUUAAUAAGAAUUAAAAAAGCACUGAUAUCCCCCCCC